This is a messenger RNA of Leptosia nina, 1089 nucleotides long. The record is from the annotation of a GenBank genome assembly. Lineage: Eukaryota; Metazoa; Arthropoda; Insecta; Lepidoptera; Pieridae.
AUGGCUUUCAAAUUUUGUUUCGGCAUUUUCACUAUAAUUGUGUUAAUGCACUUUGUUCUGGGUGAAAACAAAUACUCCCGAUCGGCGAAUUCUAAGGGUGAAAAAGAUAUAAACUUUAGAAUUUUAGAAAAACCUUUUAGGAUGAAUAAAAUCAAUCUUCUAUGGUCUAAAGCUCAACAGCGUUUAACGGAACCUAAGCUGAAGUCACUGUACAGUGAUUUGAUGAUUCAAGAUAAACAAGAAAUAACAUAUAAAAGGGUAAAGAGUGAAGGUGGAGAUAAAGAAGGUUUUAAGGAAGCAGAAUUAAGGAGAAAACUAACUACUAUUAUGGAUAAUUAUGGUCUAAGGGAGCACUUUGAAGAUAAAUCUAUGGGAAAAAGAAAGCAAGAUGCGGUUUACAAUGAUGCAUCUGAUAAAUUCAUAAACAAAAGUUUAUUUAAAGAUAAGAAAUUAAACAUGUUAUGGGCAAAAGCAGAGGCUUCUGGGUUUACUAGUGAAGAACUAGCUGCUUUAAAAGAAGAAUUUACUCAUCAUCAAGAGAAAAUAGACCAGUACUAUGAUUUGCUAGUUAACAUGGAGGCUGGGGAGACUGAUGGCUAUAAGAAUGCUGUCAAUAAUGAAGAGAUAGAUAAAUUUAAUGAAAUAAAUUAUGUGAAUGACAAUGGGGAGAAUUUAACCAAAGAUUUCAUUGAUAAGGCUAACUUAGUAAGAGAAAAGCACAGGAGUCUUAGAGAUGGAUUUGAUAGGCUUGAUAGAAUCGCUGCCAGAGGCCCCACAAAUAAAGAAUUUAUUGAACCAAAAGUACAGGGCCUCUGGAAGAUAGCAGCUGCUGCAAACUUCACUGUUGACGAGUUGGCUUCUUUAAAGGUGGAACUUCAGCAUUACGAGUCACGCCUGUUGAAGCUUCGAACGCUACAUGCUGAUCAUGUAAGCAAAUACGACAAGCAUCAUUCCAAGGUAGCAGCUGCGGGCGACAAGAUGGAUCACUUUGCAGAGCAGCAACAAACCAUCAAGAAGCACACACGAAAAGUUGAGAAGAUGCACACUGAUCUGGAGAGCAGGAUCAUGUCAAGGCACAAUGAGCUAUAG